UCUUACAUUGAAGUUACUUUGAACUCUCUCUUUAUUGUCUGUAGUUUUAGGCAUACGUAUUGUCUGUCGAGACUUUGAAAAAUUAAUGAUCAAUUUUGUAACUAAUUUUACGUGUCGUUCUAUAAAGUUCAGAUGAAGCGGGCCACAAUAAUUUAUGUUAUUUAUUCUAUAGCUAUAGAUAUAAGAAGCUGUAGAUAUAAGAAAAAUUGCACUUCAAAGAGAAUGGCAAAACGCAUCGCAAGACGCAUCGAGACCGCGUGUAUUGUACUACAAAUUUCGUCUGAAUUACAUGAAGACAUUUUUCUCAUUUAACUGAUGAAAGGUAGACCAGAUUUACGAUUCCUUUUCCUUAUAUGAUAUAAAGAAGCUCCGUUAUCGAUCGUUGUCAGUAUGCCGUUGUCAGUCGAGUGCGUAGCACGCGAGCGGGAGAACAUUGAUACUUGGAGUUUCGUAGCGUAAAGAUAUAAGCAGACGUCUCGAUGAAAGGGGGUUUCGUUCAAACCCUUGUGCUUGUGAUUUUUCAAUUUUAUACGUUCACAAUAUAAAUAUACUUUUCUUUUAAAUUUUUCUAAAUCAAUGUUCGAGGAUAUUAUUAUUAAACACACGUGCAGAUUUGAUCGUUGGGAUCUCACAAUUUUCUGUGUCUUGUCACCUAAAGGUUACUGUAGACUAUUUGACAUCGCUGCAAAUGGUUUUUCUCGUAGUGACACAGUGGGAGUGAUAUAUCUUCAAAAAGCAAAGAAUGCGAAAAGGAUUUAUGCCAUAUGUCCAUAUGUUAAAUUAAACUGCGACGGUUAUAAAGAGGAAGGAAUAACAUACCCAUCCUCGUUAAUGCAUAGUACCUUAUUGACGGGUUUUUAUAAUGAGUGCAAAGUACUGACAUCAUGUUUCGAUUACAUUGAAGCACAUGGUACCGGUACCAGAGCCGGCGAUCCUCAAGAACUACUUGCUAUUUGUAAUGUUUUGUGUAAGAAUAGAGAAACUCCAUUAAUGAUAGGCUCCGUAAAAUCCAAUCUAGGUCAUGCUGAACCUGCAAGCGGCAUGACUCAAAUUGCUAAGGUAAUAAUAGCAUUUGAAACCGGUAUUGUUCCACCAAAUAUCAAUUAUACUUCACCAAGAACUGAUAUAAGCGGAUUAGUAAAUGGACCUCUUAGUGUCGUUCAAAAACCAAUGCCGCUUAAGAAGGGUUACAUACCAAUCAAUUCUUUUGGCGUUGGGGGCUCCAACGUUCACAUAUUGUUAAAAUGGAACGACAAACAGAAGAUUAAGAAUCGAGCAACGAACGAUAACUUGCCUAGACUUGUAAUAAUAUCUGGACGCACUGAAGAAGCAGUAAAAUCCUUUUUUAAUGACGUUACCAAUCAUCCGAUAGAUGUGGAAUAUAUACGUUUGCUGCACGAUGUCUUUUCAGACAACAUAGACGGUCACCCAUGGAGAGGAUUCGUUAUACUGAAUAAUUUGCAACGAGAACUAACAAACGAAAUUCAAAGUUGCAUAAAUGUAAAAAGACCAGUUUGUUUUAUAUUUUCUGCUUUAGGCUCGCAAUGGCUAGGAAUGGGAGAUCGUAAAAUAGGCGUGCAUAUUAGAACACUCUGACUGCAUAACAAUGGCCAAUCAUAUAUUGCAUCUUGUCGCGGAUAAUAAAUACAAUUUUCUAGCAAUUUGGAAAGCAUGGAUAUACUGCAAAGGUUUAAUAAAAACUGAUAAUGAUUUGUUUACCAAUUUAAAGAAUACAUGGUUAGCAAAACCUGACUGCAACCUUUUGCCAUACUUACCUUGUUCUCAUCUUCAUGAUUCUUUGGAACACGUGUUAGACGAAUUAUCGGAGCGACUCAGAGAUGACACACGAGAUACUGCAAUUAAUCGAUGUUACGCAAACACAUUUCUUUCAAUCCUUGCGAAGAAUGCUAACAGCUACUAUAUGGAUACUAGUAUAUUAUCAUUUGUGGAGUCAUUAAAAUUACCUAAAAGUAUCAGCACAAAUGUAGCCUUAACUGUUAUCAUUAAUCAUAUAUAUUCUCAAAGUACCAUUGAAAAGAUUAUCCAUGAUCUGGAUCAAAGACUGGGAAAUAAAGAUUAUAUUAAUAUUAUUAUUAGCAAGGCAAAAGCGCGUUCUUUCCAAAUUAAAAAUCAAAUAAGCUACUUCGAAUUAUUUUUAACUUAAUGAAUUUAAUUAUUAACGGUCAUCUUUAUAUAGUUUCUACUUUGAGCUCAGUAUGCUCAGUUUAAAGUACUUAUUAUCUAUUUAAUUACUCGUCAAUUUAAUUUAUGAUAUUAAGUAUUCCAGCUUUAUAUGUACAAUAACUAUGUUUCAAAACUGAUGAAUAUACGGCGCGCAAUUUGCAUAGAUCGGAAGUUUAAAAAAUUAUUAUUCAGCACUAUGACCCGCUGAGGCAAAAUUAAGUCUUUUCAUAUUUAUGUUUAAAUAUUUAAAAUUAUGGAAUAUAUUAAAGUACAUUGUGAGCGAUAAGCUAUAUUAAAACUUGUUUAAAAUUUUUUAUUAUCUCGAGUCAUUGUCAUUAAAAAUAAAUAAUUUUGUAUUAUAUUAUUAAUGUCACACAUUAAAUUUUUAAAACUUA
Molecule: messenger RNA, 2579 nt
Organism: Solenopsis invicta (red fire ant)
Lineage: Eukaryota; Metazoa; Arthropoda; Insecta; Hymenoptera; Formicidae
Product: fatty acid synthase-like
Exons: 8
Coding region: 577-1596 (339 amino acids)
Biological process (GO): fatty acid biosynthetic process
Molecular function (GO): fatty acid synthase activity
Source: RefSeq, a predicted model, not a curated record